Molecule: messenger RNA, 1404 nt
Organism: Brassica oleracea var. oleracea
Lineage: Eukaryota; Viridiplantae; Streptophyta; Magnoliopsida; Brassicales; Brassicaceae
Exons: 2
Coding region: 1-1404 (467 amino acids)
Source: RefSeq, a predicted model, not a curated record
AUGCCAACUGAUGCAAGUACUUGUGAAGAGAAGGAGCGAAAUCCUUGUGACAUUUGGGCCGCUUCAAGUAUUGUUAAGGGGGCUAAGCAUAGCGAGAAGACGAAAGGGAAGAUGAAGCAAAGCGAGUUUGAUGGAGAUGAUUAUGAUGUUGACAAGCAUGACGAGAAGAAGAAAGGAAAUAUGAAGCAAGAUGAGGUUGAUGGAGAUGAUUAUGAUGCUGCCAACAUCAACUCUGAAAAAGAAAACAGAGAAAAAUUGGCAAAGAGUCCGUUGGUCGAAUUGGUUAAGACGGGAUAUCUUUUCCUCAAUAAAACAGUUUUGAAAGCGAGGUUUGAGUUAUGUGCAAUGAAGCAUAACUUUCACUACACAGUUACCAACUCCGAUAAAUCAGUUUGGUGUUUAAGAUGCGCUGAUAAGGUGUGUUUUUGGGGUGCACGAGUAGAGUGUUUGAAGGGAUCCACAUAUUUUAUUAUUAAGAAGUAUGUUGGUGUACAUUCCUGCGCACCUUCAAGCAAAACCAGUGCCGGUAAGACAGCUUCAGCGAAAACGAUAGGCGGUCUUAUCAUGCAUAAAUAUGAAGGUAUCAAGGAAGGGCCUAAAGCGAAAGAUAUUGUUCAGAUUAUGCGUAAUGAUUAUGGAUUCAACGCUGUUAGAGGUAUUCUAGAGGAAAGUUAUGAGAAAAUACCAAAAUACUUGCACAUGCUGCGAGAGGCCAAUCCGGGUACACAUUCCUCUUAUGAGACUGACGUCAAUGGUAGAUUUCGAUAUCUGUUUAUAGUGUUUGGUCAAUCGAUCAGAGGCUUUAGCAAGGUCAUGAGGCGUGUCAUUGUUGUCGAUGGAACGUUCUUGAAGAGUGAAUUCAAAGGGGUGCUACUGGUUGCAACUGCUAUAGAUGGAAAUUCAAAUUUAUAUCCUAUUGCAUUCAGGAUAGUAGACUCUGAGAAUGAACAGACUUGGGAAUGGUUUAUGAGACAGUUAAAAGUUGUUGUUGCUGGUGAUAAUGGUUUGGCUUUUAUUUCAGAUAGACAAAUGUCAAUAGCGAAGGCACUGGAGAAAGUGUAUCCGCUAGCGAGACAUGGUAUUUUUAUUCAUCAUUUGUUGAAUAAUGUGAUAUCAUAUUUCAAGGGGAAGGGAUUAGCUGGGUUGAUUUCUAAGGCUUCGAAGGCUUAUAGAGUGGUUGAUUUCAAGAAAACGUUUGCUCAUGUUUGCAAUAUCAGUCCAGCAAUUGGAAAUUAUCUUAUGGAAGCGGAUGUCAAAAAGUGGGCUAGAUGUCAAUUUCAUGGAUACAUGUAUGACAUUAGGAUAAACAAUUCUGCAGAGUCGAUAAAUUAUGCGUUGCGUUCGCCGAGAGAGUUUCCCGUAAUUCCUAUGUUAGACAGUAUUAGAGAAAUGCUGACACACUAG